Molecule: messenger RNA, 1844 nt
Organism: Girardinichthys multiradiatus
Lineage: Eukaryota; Metazoa; Chordata; Actinopteri; Cyprinodontiformes; Goodeidae
Gene: nek2
Product: NIMA-related kinase 2
Exons: 9
Coding region: 271-1602 (443 amino acids)
Biological process (GO): protein phosphorylation
Molecular function (GO): protein kinase activity; ATP binding
Source: RefSeq, a predicted model, not a curated record
CUAGCAUUUCGGCACCAGUUUAAAUUUAUUGUGAGCGUUUCCUGUUUUGAGAGCUAAAGAGCACAGAAACGACCGAGAUCACCUCAGAAAGUGGGAAACUUAAUAUUAUUGUCUUGUUUAAGGACAAAAAAGAAAGACAUUUAAUUAUGUUAUGAUUCUGUUACGCCGCUGGUUUAAAUAGACGUUAAACUACACCAGAAUCCAUUCCAACGCCGACUCUAACGUUAAGUCAGGUAACUUAUAACGUUAGUUUCGGGAAACACAACCAAGAUGCCGUCCCGUGUGGAGGACUACGAAGUGUUGUACACUAUAGGCUCCGGUUCCUAUGGAAGAUGCCAGAAAAUAAGACGAAACACUGACGGGAAAAUCCUGGUGUGGAAGGAGCUGGACUACGGCACCAUGGCAGAGAGUGAGAAGCAGAUGCUGGUGUCAGAGGUGAACCUCCUCAGGGAGCUCCAGCAUCCCAACAUCGUGCGGUACUAUGACCGCAUCAUCGAUCGUACCAACACCACGCUGUACAUCGUCAUGGAGUACUGCGAAGGCGGGGACCUGGCCAGUCUCAUCAGUCGGUGCAUCAAAGAAAGGCGUUAUUUGGAGGAGCAGUUCAUCCUGCGAGUCAUGGCGCAGCUCACCUUAGCCCUGAAGGAGUGUCACAGGCGGAGCGACGGCAGGGCCACAGUUCUUCAUCGGGACCUGAAACCAGCCAAUAUCUUCCUUGACAUCAAGCAGAACGUCAAGCUUGGGGACUUUGGCCUGGCUAGGAUUUUGAACCAUGACACGAGCUUUGCAAAGACUUUUGUUGGGACGCCUUACUACAUGUCUCCAGAACAAAUAAACAGGAUGUCAUACAACGAGAAGUCAGAUAUUUGGUCUCUGGGAUGCUUGCUUUAUGAACUUUGUGCAUUGUCGCCUCCGUUCACAGCGUACAACCAGAAGGAGUUGGCAGAGAAGAUAAGAGAGGGGAAGUUCAGGAGAAUCCCCUACCGGUACUCUGAAGAACUGAAUACCCUACUCAGCAAAAUGCUCAACUUAAAGGACUACCUGAGACCGUCCGUGGAGUCUAUCCUCCAGAGCAGUUUGUUAAAAGACAGUGUUGCUGAGGAGCAGAGGAAGGUGCAAGCACGGGCCCAGAGGAAGUCAGCAGACCCUGACUGUCACAAGCCGGCUGAAAUGGUUACCGCCUCUGUCGCAGAGCUCAAACUCAGAGAACAGGCGCUGCGGGACAGAGAGCAGGCGCUGAAGGAACGCGAGGAGAGACUGGAGAAAAGGGAGGAGGAACUGUGUACACGUGAACAGCUGACUACUGAGAAGCUUGCACGAGCAGAGAGUUUGCUGAAGAAGUACAGCCGGCUGCAGCAGCAGAAGGACCUGCCGCUGGUCUAUGGCAAAGACUUAGACUCGGAGGAUCUGUCCCCCGGCAAGAAGAAGGUCCACUUUGCAGGUGAAAGCAAAGAGAACCAGCAGCCUGAGGGUCUGCAGGGCAGACCGUACCAGGAUCUCAUGCUGCGGAGGCUGCACACUGCUAAUCUGCGGGCCCAAAAAUUGAGUGAAAUGGAGAAAAUCUGCCAGUUCAAGAGCCGGGAGAUCCUCGGCAUCCGUUGAGGGAACAAAAGGAAAUGGUCCAAUUUAAGACUGAAUGUGAAAUUCUCAACACUGGAUGUUAAUUUAGUAAUUCAUAAGAUAUGUCAAUAGUAUUUCAAGUUUUAUUAUACAGUGUGUGUUGGUGAUUUCUAGUGUACUUUGUAUGUUUUCUGCCCUAUUUAUGAGCGUCUUACAGAGAUUAUAUUGUAAUUAUAAAAAAAGAGAUUAUUUUGGGAAUAAAACAUGUCUUUGUUGAUUUUAAA